AUGGCUCCUACUAGGGUGUCUUGCUUCGCCAUUCUGUUGCUGGCGGCAGUCUUGGCCAUAUCUCUCUCACCUUCCGAGGCUGCGCGGAACCGCCCGUACUGCCGCUUCGACGGGAAGCUGGUGGUGAGCAACCUAGUGAAGGAUCUCACAGCGGCUGGAAACUACUCGACCUUGAUCGCCGCGCUCAAGACGGCAGACCUGGACGAGGACCUUCCCGACCUCUUCAACUGCUACGAGGCGACGCUCUUUGCGCCCACAGACGCGGCGUUCGAGGAGCUCUCGAAUGACACGAAGAAGGCGAUCAAGGACGACAAGGUGCUGCGCGAGGUGCUGCUGCUGCACGUGGUGCAGAAGAAGUUUACCGCCGCUGAGCUCAUGGCCCUCCCGCAAGGGAAGCAGGUGAGACAUGAUAGUGGGCUCAAGGCAGCGGCAGGCGGGUGCAAGGCUCGUCUGGUGAAGGUGUCACCUCGCGGCGCCAAGCCACUCGAGGUGCAGGCCAAGGACGGCCCGCAGGAAGCUUCCGUGGUGGCCGCUGACGUCAUCUCUCUGCGAGUGGUGCAGGUGCAUGGGGUGGAUGACGUCAUCCUGCCCAAGAGCCUACAGAAGGGGGAUGGGGACUCUCUCAAGCCCUCCAAGUGCCUCGCCUGGCGUGCCUAG
Molecule: messenger RNA, 657 nt
Organism: Closterium sp. NIES-65
Lineage: Eukaryota; Viridiplantae; Streptophyta; Zygnematophyceae; Desmidiales; Closteriaceae
Source: the annotation of a GenBank genome assembly